AACAAGGGAAGGGAAAGGGACGCAGCAGCAGCCCACAACACACAGAGUCCUAAAACAAACGAUCAAACAGUCUUCUCUUCUCUUUCCCCUUCCUUCCUUCCACAAAUCAAUAAAAACCCCUCCCCAUUUCUCUCCCAAACACCAUUCCCUCUCUUCCCCAUCUUCGAAUACCUCUCCUCUGCGGCAAUCUCUCAUUUACUUGACUUUCUCCACCCACCCAACUGUCUAUACAAAUCUUCCACUCCCCACCAGCUCCCAUUUCCCCCAAAACCUAUUCCUCCCUCGAUCAAACAAGACCCAAGAUCCCUUUCCGGUUAUAACAGGGUGGGGUCGUCGUUUUCGUGGGAGGCUCGGUUCGGGCCCGGAAAUGGCAACUGGGUGGUCUUUCUUGGUGCUUCGUUUGUUGCCAGUUCUAGCGCUGCUUUUUGGAUCGCGCAUCCACGAAGCGACGGCGUUUCGAGGGGUGGUAGCCAGGACGACGCAGGGGCCGGGGGAGAAGCAGCAACAAGUGGAGCUACAGAAAUGGCCCAAGCAUAGGAACGCGUAUGCGACGAUGAUGUACAUGGGGACUCCCCGAGACUACGAGUUCUACGUCGCUACUCGAGUUCUGCUCAGAUCCCUCGCUGCUCUCCGGGUUGAUGCCGAUCUCGUCGUCAUUGCCUCCCUCGACGUCCCUCUGCGCUGGGUCCGGGCCAUGGAACUUGAGGACGGAGCAAGAGUUGUAAGAGUGGAGAACGUGAACAACCCAUACAAGGACCAAAAGAACUUCGACAAGAGAUUCAAGCUUACACUAAACAAGCUCUACGCAUGGAGCCUGGUGGACUACGACCGUGUAGUCAUGCUGGACGCCGACAACAUGUUCCUCCGCAACUCCGACGAGCUGUUCCAGUGCGGCCAGUUCUGCGCGGUUUUCAUCAACCCCUGCAUCUUCCACACGGGUCUCUUCGUCUUGCAGCCAUCGGAUGUAAUUUUCAAAGACAUGCUUCAUCAGGUGGACGUGGGGAAAGAUAACCCUGAUGGGGCAGACCAAGGCUUCAUCGGCGGAUACUUCCCUGACUUGCUGGACAAGCCACUGUUCCACCCUCCUGCCAAUGGGUCAGCCGUCAAUGGGUCGUAUAGGCUUCCUCUUGGUUAUCAAAUGGACGCCUCUUACUACUAUCUCAGAUUGAGGUGGAACGUCCCAUGCGGGCCUAACAGCGUCAUUACUUUCCCUGGUGCGCCAUGGUUGAAGCCAUGGUACUGGUGGUCGUGGCCCGUUCUGCCUCUAGGCAUUCAGUGGCACGAGCAGCGCCGUCAGCAUCUUGGAUACGGACCAGAGAUGCCAAUGGUGGUGAUCCAAUCUAUCCUCUACCUUGGCAUAAUAGCAGUCACCCGUCUCGCAAGGCCAAGCCUGACCAAGCUAUGCAACCGCAGAACCGGCGACAGAAACAUCUCUCUACUCCAAUCCACCCUCAAGCUCAUCUCUUUGUGGGCGAUCCUCGCAGCCUACAUAGUCCCAUUCUUCAUCAUCCCCUGCACUCUUCACCCAGUGCUAGGAUGGUCUCUCUACUUGCUGGGAACAUUCGCUCUCUGCUCCAUCGCCAUCAACGCCUUCAUGCUGCCGACGCUCCACGUCCUGAUGCCGUGGAUGGGGAUCUCGGGGGUCCUGUUGGUGAUGGCGUUCCCUUACUACCCAGAUGGUGUCGUCAGAGCUCUGUCAGUUUUCGGGUACGCCUUCUGCGCCGCGCCUUUGCUCUGGGUUUCGUUGAGUAAGGUCAUGGGUAGCCUCCAUCUCUCGCUUGAGAGGGAAGCUCUGUUUACUAAGCUCGGGGAGUCUUCUUCCCCGCCUUCAGGGUUGAAUAAGCUUUGUUAAAGAGGACGGGUUCGUCAUACUUGUUCUGAACUCGCCUCUGCAAUUCUUUGAUUGCUGUCGGGGGGACUUGCGAAAAGCUAAUUACGUACUGGGAGAUGAUAGUAGUGUUAUUCAUAGAGGGAGGAGACUACGUUUCUCGUGUAAUACCGUUCUUUGUAAAGCUCUGCCUGGUUUUGUAACGACUGUUGUUGUUUAUCAUCACUGUUGUAACUUCAUUCUAUAGUGGUAGAAAAAAGGGAAGGAGUGGCUGAUUGCAGACACUUGUCGUUUUUUUUCUUCUUCCUUUCUUUGCUUGUGUACAGUCUCAUUCUUAUACAUUUGUACAUUUAUAAACUGAAAUAAGCAAA
Molecule: messenger RNA, 2199 nt
Organism: Linum trigynum
Lineage: Eukaryota; Viridiplantae; Streptophyta; Magnoliopsida; Malpighiales; Linaceae
Source: the annotation of a GenBank genome assembly